Engraulis encrasicolus (European anchovy) is the source of this 2581-nucleotide messenger RNA. It is a transcript of the gene acsl1a, whose product is annotated as acyl-CoA synthetase long chain family member 1a. Gene Ontology annotation, molecular function: long-chain fatty acid-CoA ligase activity. Gene Ontology annotation, biological process: long-chain fatty acid metabolic process. Gene Ontology annotation, cellular component: endoplasmic reticulum; membrane. The record is from RefSeq and is a predicted model, not a curated record. The transcript has 21 exons. The coding region runs from base 216 to 2312 and encodes 698 amino acids. NCBI's taxonomy places the organism in Eukaryota, Metazoa, Chordata, Actinopteri, Clupeiformes, Engraulidae.
CAUAGUCAUGAGAAAGAGACUGGACUCAGAGUGACUGGCGGUCAUUCGGCACUCUCUUCACUCUCCAGGCUUCUGCUUCCACCAUUGGGGCAGCAGACGCCAUUCUGCCAACCCACAGUCAUUACACUCAGCUCAAACUCAGGAUCUUAUUCCAGCUUUUCUCACUGGAUGUUGUGGACUGAGCAUCUCAACAUCUGAAGUAGUGCGACAACACCAUGCAGGCCCAGGAUCUCUUGAGACAGCUGCGGAUGCCCGAGAUCAGCGAUGUGCGGCAGUAUGUGCGUGCUCUGCCCACCAACACACUCAUGGGCAUGGGAGCGCUGGCGGCCGUCACCACCUACUGGUACGCCACGCGACCCAAGGCCCUCAAGCCGCCCUGCGACCUCACCAUGCAGUCCACUGAGAUGCCGGGGAACGAAUUCAUCAGGGGCUCCGUUCUGCUGGAGGAGGGCCAAGACUUGAUGACUCAUUUCUAUGACGAUGCACAAACGUUGUAUGAGGUGUUCACGCGAGGAGUGAGAGUGUCCAAUAAUGGGCCUUGCCUUGGCUCCAGAAAACCCAAUUUGCCUUAUGAAUGGAUGUCAUAUAAAGAGGUACAAGCCAUGGCAGAGAACAUAGGCUCAGCUCUUCUCCAAAGAGGUCACUCCCAGAGCGGUGAUAAGUUCAUCGGUAUCUUUGCACAGAAUCGUCCAGAGUGGACAAUCUCGGAGUUGGCGUGUUACACAUACUCUCUGGUGGCCGUUCCUCUCUACGACACACUUGGGACAGAGGCCAUCGACUACAUCAUCGAGAAGGCUUCCAUCGGCACGAUCAUUUGCGACGUGCCUAACAAGGCCCAGCUGAUCCUGGAAUGUGUCUCGAACCGUCAGCACACCAUCCGCACCAUCGUCCUGAUGGAGGCCUUUGACAGCGACCUGGUGGCCCAGGCGCAGACCUGUGGCAUCGAGGUCAUCAGCCUCAAGGACCUGGUGGAACAAGGAAAGGCUAACCACAAAGAACCUUUGCCGCCCAAACCACAAGAUCUGGCCAUUAUCUGCUUUACCAGUGGAACCACAGGAAACCCGAAGGGUGCAAUGCUAACGCAUAGAAACGUUGUGUCCAAUACUGCUGCUUUCAUCAGAGUAACACAGGUGCACUGCAUGCUGGACCAGAGUGACAUUCAUAUGUCCUAUUUGCCUCUAGCUCACAUGUUUGAGAGAGUAGUAGAGGGCGUCGUUCUUAUCCACGGGGCACGGAUUGGCUAUUUCCAGGGGGACAUUCGGCUGUUGAUGGAUGACUUGAAGACCCUGCAGCCAACCGUAUUCCCUGUAGUCCCCCGCCUACUUAACAGGAUGUUUGACAAGAUAUUUGGACAAGCAAACACCCCUCUGAAGAGAUGGCUCCUAGACUUUGCCUCCAGGCGGAAGGAGGCAGAGAUGAAGAGUGGAGUGGUGAGGAAAGACAGCAUGUGGGAUAAGCUCAUCUUCAGUAAAGUACAGGCCAGUUUGGGAGGGCGUGUUCGACUGAUGAUCACCGGUGCUGCUCCGGUCUCUCCCACGGUCCUCACAUUCCUGCGUGCCGCCCUGGGCUGCCAGUUCUAUGAAGGUUACGGCCAGACUGAAUGCACUGCAGGUUGCUCCAUGUCUCUGCCUGGUGACUGGACAGCAGGUCAUGUGGGUGCACCUCUGCCAUGUAACAACAUUAAACUUGUAGAUGUUGCUGACAUGAACUACCUUGCAGCCAAUGGAGAAGGAGAAGUAUGUGUUAAAGGACCAAACGUGUUCCAGGGUUACCUGAAGGACCCUGAGAAAACUGCUGAGGCAAUAGAUAAAGAUGGCUGGCUUCAUACGGGUGAUAUUGGAAAAUGGCUACCGAAUGGGACCCUGAAAAUCAUUGACAGGAAGAAGCACAUCUUUAAGCUGGCCCAGGGCGAGUACAUUGCCCCGGAGAAGAUUGAAAAUAUCUACACCCGCAGUGACCCGGUGGCCCAAAUAUUUGUGCAUGGAGACAGCCUGCAGGCCUGUCUAGUGGGAAUCAUAGUUCCAGAUCCCGAUUUCCUGCCUGGGUGGGCAAAAAAGAGGGGAAUCGAUGGCUCCUAUAUGGAGUUGUGCAAAAACAAGGAUCUUAAGAAUGCCAUUCUUGAAGACAUCAUUCGGCUUGGCAGAGAGGGUGGCCUUAAGUCUUUCGAGCAGGUGCGAGACAUUACCCUGCACCCACAGAUGUUCUCUGUCCAAAACGGCCUACUGACCCCCACACUGAAGGCCAAGAGGACAGAGCUGAAGAACCACUUCAGGGAGCAGAUUGACCAACUCUACGCCCGCAUCAAAAUGUGAUGUACCACUACCACUACCACAGCCACCAUGAUUAACACACCAAGGAAAACCACACGCUGGAAAAGAGAAGGAUGCAACCAAGGCCAGGCAAGAUGAAGAAGAGCAUCGCUAAGACAGGAGCUGUUGUAAUAUGAUUCCUUCCUGCUUUGCGUAUAUGACAACCGUGUGGACACCAAUGAUCGAGCAGCUGCCACUGACCUCCAGCGACUCCAUUAAUUAAUACUGUAAUGCUAAUCGUGAUGGAUAACAGCCACAUGCCUUAGUCAACA